UGAUAUAUGAGUGAGUGGGAAAGGAGAUAGCUCAUGACUCAAAAUAUUUUCGGAAAAUAAGGCUCAGUCCUCCACCUACAUGAUUUUCAACCCCGUGAAAGGGAGUGCUUCAUAGGCUAGUGAAAACUGAAAGCCCAAACUCAGGGCUCUGGUCACAGCUUUGGGACUGAUUCUCUCCCAGUGGAAUUCACCAUCCCAUCUCUGAAGCCCUCAAGACUGGACUUUGGUGGGAUUUGAGUGUUGCUCAGUCACCGGUUGGAGGCAUUUGUAGGGGUAUUAGGCUACGAUUCUGUCAUGGAGAUCAGGGAUUCUGCGAUUUUCAGAGGUGUCCAUGAGUUCUUUGACUUCAACUUUAGCUCCACCAUGUCCAUACUCUGGUUUUCUACAUUUGUACCAUGAUAAUCCUGUGAAUUUUGCCGAAUUUUGCCGUGACAGAAUCGUGUCCAAAAUGCGUUUGAUUGCUGUUUUUGAGAAUUGUUUUGGUUUGCGGAGGUUUUCUGCACCUCCGGUUUUGACCAGUCAACAACGGAAGCUUUUUUUACCCCAUCAAAAAUCAAAUUUCCCAACAAGAAAAUUUUCCUUUUCAAAAUAGCAACAUUACCUUUUCAAAAGUUAAACUUUGUGAUAAAAAAAAAAUCACAGAAGAAUGAAAUUCUGGGGAAGGGAGUGAAAGACAGCAAACACACACAAAAUAAGUACCCCCUAAACUGUUGACCGAGCAAAUGCACAAAAAGAGAAAUGUUCAAUAGAUGAACGCAGAAAAGAGAAACCAAGAGAAGCAAUGAUAGAAUACAUAAAAACGAGGCUAGAAGCAGCAUGGUGUCUGAACAAUCACACACAUGCACAAAACAGGAUCAGUGACCUUACCAAAGGUGACCAAAAGCCGAGAAGAAAAACUAUCCCAAAGAGCCAACAGAUUCUGUUUUGUUUUGUUUUUUUGAUUAACGUUUCCAUCAGACUUGGUUUUACAGUAGCAAACUGUCGGUUACCAAAAUUUUCAUGUCCAGGGAAACAGCACUUCUUGACCACAAUGUUUUUGAGGGGAAAAAUUUAGCACUGAUCAUCUGUCAGAACAAAUACGGUGAAAAUUUUACUCCGUUCCCCCAUUUCAAAACCAAAGGAAUUGUUAAUGGGGACGGUAAAUAACCACUGGAAUGAUUUAUUAAGGGUCACGGUGGAUUUUCCGGCACUGGACAUUUUUAAAUCAAGACUGAACGUUUUCAAAGAAGAUCUGCUCUAAUCGAAAGAGGAAUUAUUGUGGGGCAGUUCUCUGGCCUGUGUCAUCCUAGCCUUGGAAUCUAUGAAUGUGUGAAAGAAAGACUAACACAAAAUUUGUAUAAGGCCUAACCUGGGAGCGGAAAAAAUGCCGUGUCAGGGGUGGUGUAAAUCAACAGAGAUCCACAGUUGGAAAGAGAGCUAUGAUGCUUAACGCCAUUUAAUCAGAGUUAAUGCUGUAACAGGCUCGCAGCAACCAAGACCCUGUGUGUCCCAUGGCAAAAGAUAGAUCCAAAGUCUGUGGCAAAUGCCCUGCCUGCAGUGUGGCUUGCUUUUGUUUCUUUAUUUUUUUAAAAAUACAGACUUCUAAGGAGUCAAAUAUGAAAGCGAAUCACACAGCCAGCACCAAGCUAACCACAGCGCUAGCAAACCAAGCACUGCUCUUACCUCCCAGAACUGUGGAUAGAACCCAGGAGUCCUGGCUCCCAGGCCUCCCUGCUCUAACCACUAGUCCCCACUCCCCUCCCUGAGUGGUUAAAAUAAUGGUGGCAUUUUUGGGGCGGGGGGGAGGGGGGAUUAUGUGUGUGUUUCAACAUUCCUGAUUAGGACUUUUGAAUUGAAACUCGUCAGUAAAACCCUGUGCUAUCACACAUUUGUGCAUGGGUGGCGUGCAGGAUUUUUGUGGUUUUUUGUUGUUGGGCUUUAUCUCUGAAAAUGAGAUGUGAUGAGUUGUACCGGUGAUGUACUUGUGAUGAGUUGUACCGGUGUGGCGGCUGGGAUGGGGCCCUUGCGGUGAGUUGUACGAACGAGCUGUGGAAAACAUAAUCUCAACAUAACCCCAAGAAAAUGAUGGGGUCAAAAUGAGCUGUUCCCACUCAAGGGAGAGAUCCUGGAGUCGUUGUGGAGAGUUCUCUGAAAGCAUCCACUCAAUGUGCAGCGGGAGACAACAAAGCCAACAGAAUGCUGGGAACUAUUAGGAAAGGGAUAGCGAAUAAGACAGAAAAUACCGUGUUGCCUCUCUAUAAAUCCAUGGGACGCCCACCUCUUGGAUACUGCGUGCAGAUGGGGUCGCCCCAUCUCAAAAAAGGUAGAUUGGAAUUGGAAAAGGUGCAGAGACGGGCAACAAAAAUGACGAGGGGUCUGGAGCGGCUUCCGUACGAGGAGAGAUAAAAAAGACAUGGACGGGUCAGCUGAGGAAAGAGGUGACUAAGGGGAGGAUGUGACAGAGGGCCGUAAAAUCAUGGAUUAUGUGGAGAAAGUGUCGUUUACCCCUUCACAUACCACGGGAACCAGGGGGUCACCCGAUGAAAUUCAUAGGCAGCAGGUUUAAAACACACACAAGAAUGUACUCUGUGGAAGUUAUUGCCAGGGGCUGUUGUGAAGGCCAAGACUAUAACAGGGUUAAAUAAAGAACUAGAGAAGUUCCUGGAGGACAGGUCCAUCAGUGGCUAUUAACCCAGGAUGGGCAAGGACACAACUCCAGGCUCUGGGUGCCCCUAAACCUCUGACUGUCAGAAGCUGGGACUGGAUGACAGGGAAUGGGUCAUUUGAUAAUUGCCCUGUUCUGUUCAUUCCCUCUGAAGCACCUGGCACUGUCAGAGACAGGACACGGGGCUAGAUGGACCAUCGGUCUCAGCCAGUCUGGCUGUUCUUUUGUGGAAAGUUUGGUUGAGUUACCUCUGCUACCGCAAUGGUCUAGGCCUCAGGCCAUGGCAUAGACACGUGCCGUGAAGUCACGUGACUGUAAUACCUAAAGUCCAAAUGGUUCUUGUCAACUGCUGGAAAUGGCCCACCUUGAUUAUCACGACAAAAGGUUCCCGCCCCCCGGCUCUCCUGCUGAUCUUCAGGGAGCUGGUGGGGGAGAGCUGCUCCUGUUCUUGAGGGAGGGAGACGGAAGCUGUGAGAAGAGGAGGAUGGAGGGGCCUUCCCUUGUCAGCAAAUCUUGCUACCUGGAACCUCUGAGCGUAGAGAACCUGCUGCAAAUGCGGAGCAAGCUGGAGUCCAAGGGGAAGAUGACCAGGGAGCUGAGAGCCCACUUCAACGGUGUGCUGAAAAUGGUCCAAGAAUGCGAGUUUGUCCAGAACGACGCCAAGAAGGUGAUCAAGUGCAAUCAGGAAGACCUGAAAUAUCUCUACAGCGAUGGAGAAGACAAGAUCUUUGUCUUCUGCCACAAUGGAGAACCCCCGUAUAUCGGAAAAGAAAGGGACAGUGAUAGGUACCUGUGUCCGUCACCCCCCGAGACAGAACUGCUGAGUAUCAGACACCUGCUGAGUGCGAUGAGCAGGCUUGAAUCCCAGGAGCGCAUGACCAGCGAGCUGAGAACCUGCUUUGAACAUGCCCUGGAGAAUUUUCGCCAAGAACCCAGCUUCAUACAAGGGAACGCAAGGCUGGUGAUCUGCUAUGAGGAAAAGGAGUUUCAUUUUGUAUCAGGGAAUGGGGAGAAUGAAUUCAUGGUGUACCUGGAGGAUGGCAAACCCCGUUAUGAGAGCCGAGUGCUGGGAUGGGGGGCAUACCUUUUUAAAAUGCUUGCCAGUUUGUUUUAAAGCGGCAGGGUAAGCCAGAUUUUAACUAGAAGAAGGCUGCAAAAACAAACAAACAAACAAACAAACAAACAAAAACCUCCAGGGAAUUAGAACUGGGAAAAUAACUGAUUGUUCAGGUCACUGGCAGUGACAAAAAUUGAUUUGGAUCCAGUCCAAUUGAAAAUGUUGCUAAAUUGCAAAUAAAUAAAUAAAUAAAUGUAUUUUGGAUGAAACGAACCUUUGACCUGAAACAAGAUGUUCCGAGCAUUUUUAAAAGGCUAGAUUCACAAGGAAAAGGAGCUAUCCUUCUUUUAUCUUUUAGCACAGGGGUUAGGGCACUCCCCCGGGAUGUGAGACCUGAGACCUCCCUAAGUUCAAAUCCCUCCUCCACAUUCAAGCAGAAGGGGGAAAUUGAACCUGGGUCUGUCAUAUCCAAGGUGAAUACUCUAACCACCGGCGUCAAAGUGAUAAGGAGACCUCCUCCAUUCUGUGAAUGGCAUCCAAGUCCUGACAAAGAAUUUUUUGGCAAAAACUGGUCAGCAAAUUUGCGUCGACGUCGUGACUAGUUCAACUGAAACUGCAUUUUUCACUGAAUAAACUUUUCAUAUAGUUCAUCCUGCCUGUCACUCAGGCCCAUAAUUUGGGUGUCAUAUUGGACUUGGACUCUCUCUAGGUCUCCACAUCCAGGAUAUGCCUAAAUCUGGCUGAUUCUUUCUGCAGAAUAUCUCUAAGAUCCAGGCUUCCCUGUCCAUCCACCAGGCUGAAACACUCAUCCAGGCUCUCCUCAUCUCGCGUGUGGACUGUACGAGGUGAUUUUGGCAAACCAGUAAAGUGUCUGAAACCACUAUGGCUUAUUGCUAAAAGCAGCCAAGUCCGCAGGCUGUAAAUUGGCCAUUCAGCAGUCUCAGCUUGACAAAGGCAGGAGGGGAGGGGGUUUUGGGUGCCACAGAAAGGGCAGCUUGACCCUACGUCCUUCCCGAUAAGAAUUGUGCUGAAGUUGCUGAUACAUGCAUCUUAGAAGAGCAGGAUGUACGGCUAUUGGGGCCGUGUCAUAAAUAUAAAGGGAAGGGUAAACACCUUUAAAAUCCCUCCUGGCCAGAGGAAAAAACCUCUCAGCUGUAAAGGGUUAAGAAGCUAGGAUAACCUCGCUGGCACCUGACCAAAAUGACCAAUGAGGAGACAAGAUACUUUCAAAGCUGGAAGGGGGGAGAAACAAAGGGUCUGUCUGGGUGAUGCUUUUGCCGGGGACAGAACAGGAAUGGAGUCUUAGAAUUUAGUAAGUAAUCUAGCUAGAGAUGCAUUAGAAUCUGAUUCCUUUAAAUGGCUGAGGAAUUAAGCUGUGCUGAAUGGAAUGGAUAUUCCUGUCUUUGUGUCUUUUUGUAACUUAAAGUUUUGCCAAGAGGGAUUCUCUAUGUUUUGAAUCUAAUUACCCAGUAAGGUAUUUACCAUCCUGAUUUUACAGAAGUGAUUCUUUUUACUUCUAUUAAAAUUCUUCUUUUCAGAAACUAAUUGCUUUUUCAUUGUUCUUAAGAUCCAAGGGUUUGGGUCUGUGGUCACCUAUGCAAGUUGGUGAGGAUUUUUACCAAACCUUCCCCAGGAAGUGGGGUGCAAAGGUUGGGAGGAUUUUGGGGGGAAAGACGUUUCCAAACAACUCUUUCCCAGAAACCCGGUUAGACGUUUGGUGGUGGAAGCGAAAGUCCAAGGGCAAAAGGUAAAAUAGUUUGUACCUUGGGAAAGUUUUAACUUAAGCUGGUAAAAGUAAGCUUAGGAGGUUUUCAUGCAGGUCCCCACAUCUGUACCCUAGAGUUCAGAGCGGAGAAGGAACCUUGACAGGCCUCAAGGCUGCAAACUCUGGAAAAACCCACACCUGGUUAAUCAAUAAUCAGAAGGAACCUCUUGCUUGACCAUUGAAACUGCUUACUUAACAAGUUUUCUUUAAGGGACAUGUCAUUCUAUUACUAAUGUAUAAAUAAGGGGGGAAAGUUUGAGGCUGGACUCUUCUGGACUCUCCUGCUGGAUACAUCUUGCGGUCCCCACCGGCAGACGGAAGAUUUGGCCACCGGUAGCCUGCCGCUGUGUCACUCAAGAGUCCCACUCAGCUUUGGUAAUUAUCAAGGGUUGGGGGUGUUUUACUAACCUGUUGCAGAUGUUUGUAAGUGCUUGAGACUAAAUAAAGUUUAGCUUUAAGUGAAA
Molecule: messenger RNA, 5930 nt
Organism: Chelonia mydas (Green sea turtle)
Lineage: Eukaryota; Metazoa; Chordata; Testudines; Cheloniidae
Exons: 3
Coding region: 3000-3758 (252 amino acids)
Source: RefSeq, a predicted model, not a curated record